Molecule: messenger RNA, 4811 nt
Organism: Mytilus californianus (California mussel)
Lineage: Eukaryota; Metazoa; Mollusca; Bivalvia; Mytilida; Mytilidae
Product: von Willebrand factor D and EGF domain-containing protein-like
Exons: 29
Coding region: 181-4581 (1466 amino acids)
Biological process (GO): anatomical structure development
Cellular component (GO): extracellular region; cell surface
Molecular function (GO): signaling receptor binding
Source: RefSeq, a predicted model, not a curated record
UUGCUGCACCGGUAUAUUUAAAUUACAGAUGAGGCAUUUGAAAUGAUUGUCGUCUGCCCUGCAGACGGUCAAUUCGCCAAUAAGAUAGUGAACUUAAACCUUAACAUUUUGAAUAAAAUAUUUUUGAAUUUGUGAUUGAAAUACAAUUUUGGAUUCAUAACAUUCGACUCAUCAUUCAUAAUGGAGGUUUAUUUACUUUUAUGCAAGUUGUCAAUUGUGUUUUUAAACUUAUGGGAGUUUUACGAGUGCGACCCAUGCUCAGAAAAAAAGUAUACAGUUAUCGACGAUUAUCGACGAUCACCUGACUACAAGACAAAACCUUCCGAACGCCGGUUGUGCGAUAAUCGAAUCAAGCAUGGAUGGUAUCGAUUUAAAAUCAAUGGAUCUGAUGCAGAAAUUCCAACCACGUGCAUUCCACAUGGUUGUGGAACACGUGCCCCUAUUUGGCUUCCUCUACCAGCAGAUGGAUUACCGUCUCCCGGAAAGAAAAUAAGAACGCAAGCAUGCGCUUCGUUUGAGGUACCAGGGAGGGAAUUAGAAUGUUGUGGAUUAAAAUUCCCAGUUACCGUUAAAAACUGUGGCGAUUUCUUUGCGUAUCGUCUGCGAAGUACAAAAGGGUGCGAUCUUGCUUACUGUACUAAAGUUAUAAAUGUGGUUUGUGAAGUUGGACAAGUUUAUGUGCUUCAUUUGCAAAAAUGUGUUGAUGUUGUUGUUGAGAUUUCUAAACCAAAGUUACACGUGAAAAAAUAUCCAGACAGAGUGUCAGUUGUGUGUUUAUUUGACGUAAAAAACAUCACUGUAUCACAACAUAAACCAACCUUCUCGGUAACCUGGAUCAGGAUCAGGAAUGGUGUAUCUACGAUUAUUAAGUUCAAGUUCCUGUCGGAUACAAGAGACCAAGUGGUUCUGGGGAAAGAUGUUCUCACAGGGGACUCAGUUGCAUGUGAAGUUAUGCCAGUCCAUCAGAAACAAAGCAAAUCUUCAGAGUUACUGUUCUUGGGAAUACAGGUGAUGGAGACAAAUAUAGUUUUACAAGAGAAUGGACUACCAGAGACAUUAACUUUUGUGUCAACAGUUCCAUUAACAUGUGAAAAGGAGAAGUGUAAACUGGACAUGGUCUUAACAGUUAAAUAUCCAAGAGGGAACACACUAUCAAAUGUUUUACUAUCCGGUUGUCUCCUAGAGUUCCGUCCUAAUGACAGAUGUCAAGGUAUUGGAUGCAUCACACAACAGGUCAAGAUUGCAAUGAUCCCUAAUCUUUACACUUUAAAUGUCAAGGACAUUCAUAUAUCUGGCUAUCUGUAUGUUGAUGAACAGAUCAUGUGGAAUCAAGACACUGUACAGGCAAAGAUAAAAGUGAUAGAUCUGCCAUCAGCUUCCUGUUACAUGACUGCUGGUGUAUUUAUUUUGUCAUUCCAGAACAAUAUGUCUAAAUUAUCUAGAAGAGGAACAUACAUCCUUCUGAAGAGCAGAAAUAAUGAGUUUGAGAUUCAGAUACGAGUGAACAGCUGUCCAGAUGAAAAUUUACUUUGUGUUUGUGGUGCUGCUAUCUAUUACAAGGAGACUAAACUGAUCAUUGAUAAAUGUAGGUCAACUGAUAAGGAAGGGGACAUAUUUAUACAGUAUCACCCUGCCAUGAGGGCUAACAUGAAGAUAUUUGAAGGACGGCAUGGGAGAUUGAUAUAUAUUGUUUUGGACGGUAAAGCUCAGUUACGAAUUGACCUUCGACACAAAAGUAUGACCUUGACUGUACAGUCAUCAGGAUAUUUUACUGACAGGAUGGAUGGGUUGUGUGGUCAGAUUGGUAAUAAUACAUGGUACUAUAGUAACGAUGUACAAACUAGUCAGCCUCUUGUUGAUUGGAGAUUACUUCCUGGUCUUAGUUUGUUUGAGAAUUAUGAACUCUUAUCAAUGACCUUGACCCCUCAAAUGCCAGAAUGUGAUUGUUCCCUGUCGUCAUAUGAGACUUCCUGUCCAAAAUCAUCUACUGCAAUACCACAGUUUUUAUUUCAUCUGAAAGAGACCACAUUCUAUUGGAUAAACAAAACUCAAGGAACCAAUCAAAUACCAGAUUACAUGUUUGAAGGAGAUUUUGAUGAUGAAGAAAUUGAAACUAAACAGCCUGUUAAAGAUGGUCAGCUUGCAAAUGACAGUUGUAAAAAUAUGUUUAUGACUUCAGGGAUUGCCAAAACGUGCUUAAAUAAAAUAAGAAUUGAUAUAGAUACAGUGAUGAAUAUCUGUGUUGCCUUGGCAACCUCAUAUCAAAAUUCAACAUGGGUGCCAGAGGUUCUACGUUUGUUAGAAAAUUUAUGUGAAACACAAUUGAAUAAAAGAUCAAAUAUGACUGAUUUGGGAGAACUUGCUGAUGUGAAUAUUGAGGACAUUCGUCAAGCAAUUCUUUGUCCUGAAGGUUGCUAUGGAAAUGGCAUUUGUAUAGAAAAUGGAUGUUUUUGUUACCAAGGAUACUCUGGUAUAGAAUGUCUCACUAAAACAGAAGUUACAACCACCACAAGUUCUACUACCAUGCCAACAACCUCCAGUACCACGACCUCUACAACUACCACAACCAGCACAACACUACCACCUACAACUACAACAACUGUUACCACAACAACAACAACUCCAACAACUGUUAUAACUACAACAACAACUCCAUCAACAACCACUUCAUCAUCAACAGAAAUGUCAACAACAACUGAAGUUCCUGUAUCCAUGGUUACCUGUGAUACAAGAUCCUCACAUUGUAGUACAGUUCAUGUUGAUUUGUUACGGUCCGGUGAAUUUGUAACAAAAUGUAAUGUGACACUAAUGCAGUUCACACAAUAUGGCUGGGAACCAGUUGGAGAUGUUUAUACAACUUUACUACGUUAUGUUGACAGCACAACUGUAGAAUGUAUGUUACCAAGGGUUACCAGAAGUGAUGAAUUUGUCAAUGUGUACAGAGUUCAGAUACCAAAAGGUGACAAUAUAGUGUUAAGGACACAAGUAGUUGCUGUUAUUGACGGUCUUUGUCAGAUGUGUGAUAUCUACGGAGGAUACAAUUUUCCUCCAAUUUUGGAAAAAGACCAGUCUACUAUUUCAGUCAUUAAUAGGGACACAAUAAAGACUAAUAUAACAGCCAGAGAUCCAGAAAACAUGGAUAUCUACUAUGGUAUUGAUGAUGAGGGUGCUACAGUCAGUAUGUUAGGAGAAUUCAUGUGGCAUGUCCAGUUAUCACAGCCAACCAAGAGGGGUGAACAAUAUAAUUUUGUGAUAAAUGUUACUGACAGUUGUGGGGCAUCUAGUACUUUUGUUUUAACAGUACUUGUAAAUCAGUGUACCUGUCAAAAUGGUGGACUUUGUGAGAAUGAAGUUGUUACUAAAAAUAGAACAGAUUAUAACUGUAGUUGUUCAUCAUCUUUCACAGGAAAAUUCUGUGAGACCAAAGUAAAUGGUUGCCAUAGUGACCCAUGUUUCCCUGGAGUCCAUUGUACAGAGACAUCUGAAUCUUAUGCUUGUGGUAGUUGUCUUGAUGGUUACCAAGGUGAUGGAGUAAAUUGUAGAAAAACUUGUGCCUCACAGCCAUGUUUUCCUGGUGUUGUGUGUAAAGACCUGAACAGUCCUUAUCAAGGCUUCGUCUGCGGUGCUUGUCCCAAAUAUUAUUAUGGUAAUGGUGAAAAGUGUUAUAGAAAUGAUGAGAAAGCUUGUGAAGAAACAAUGUGCUCAGACCUUGUUACUUGUGAAGAAAGUUUGGAUUAUCCUGGAUAUCGCUGUGGUAACUGUCCCCAUGGUUACAUAGGCAAUGGUACUAUGUGUCAAGCUAUAUGUAGAGUCAAGUGUCAGAAUGAAGGCUUCUGUUACCAACCAGACAAGUGUUUUUGUCCCCCUGGAUACACAGGGCAGUAUUGUGAAACAGAGUUAUGUCCCAGUGGAUGUGCUAAUGGUGGAUCUUGUCUUGGUAAAAACUUAUGUGCCUGUUUAUCUGGCUACAGGGGUCAUAGGUGUGAAAUAGAAUCUUGUUCUAUAACCUGUCUCAAUGGUGGAACUUGUGUUGGAUUUAACCGAUGUCGGUGUACAGAACAGUUCAAAGGAGUCUUUUGUGAACAAGCUGUGUGUGAACAAGACUGUAUUAAUGGAGGUGUGUGUGUCCGUCCAGGGGUUUGUUACUGUCCCAUGGGAUACCAUGGCCGUCAGUGUGAAAAUGCAUUCUGUUAUCCUACUUGUGAAAAUGGUGGUUACUGUGUAGCAGGGAACCAGUGUCAGUGUCGUCCAGGAUUUGCAGGAUUACAAUGUCAGUUAAAAUAUUGCUUGAAAAAUAUGUGUCAGAAUGGCGGAAGAUGUGUUGGACCUGGAGCAUGUGUUUGUAGGGCGGGAUGGGAAGGCAAAUAUUGCAGAAGACCUACAUGUCAUCUUGGUUGUCAAAAUGGUGGCUAUUGCUAUUUACCGAAUAGAUGUCGCUGUCCACCUGAGUACUGGGGACCAUUUUGUCAAUUUCCCUCAUGUUACCCUCCUUGUGGAUAUGGCAGUCUGUGCACGUCGACAAAUUACUGCACAUGUCGUAAAUAUUAUACAGGAAAAUAUUGUAGAAGAAGAAAAAGAUGAAAUAGUGACCUUUCCAAAGAAUUCCAAAACAUUCCAGAUUAAACUACGUUAUGUGAGGCACGAAAAUAUGAGUCGGUUUUUUCUCUAAGAGACAGAGCCAAGAUUGUUUGUCUGUUGGUUAAUACUCCUGUAUUGAAUUAACAAUUAGGCAGAAGAAAUAUUUGCUGGUUUGACCAUACUGAGUGUGCUUGUUAAUCAAAGCCAAAAAUCUACACCUUAUACAUAUCUUG